Molecule: messenger RNA, 975 nt
Organism: Knipowitschia caucasica
Lineage: Eukaryota; Metazoa; Chordata; Actinopteri; Gobiiformes; Gobiidae
Source: the annotation of a GenBank genome assembly
AUGGUGUCAUCUUGUUCUGGUGCCAUCAUUACAUCUUUGUUUGUGACACCUUUAGAUGUUGUGAAAAUAAGACUCCAAGCACAGCAAAAUCCAUUUCCCAAAGGGAAGUGUUUUGUCUACUGCAAUGGACUCAUGGACCACAUAUGCGUGUGUGUGAAUGGAAACUCCAGGGCCUGGUACAAGGCCCCUGGUCGCUUUAGUGGCACAGUGGAUGCUUUUAUAAAAAUAAUUCAUCAUGAGGGGAUCAAGUCUUUAUGGAGUGGUCUUCCUCCAACUCUAGUUAUGGCAGUUCCAGCAACUGUUAUCUACUUCACAUGUUAUGACCAGCUGUGUUUGGCACUGAGGCUCAGAAUGGCAGAUUACGCACAAGAAGCUCCUCUUUUGGCUGGGGCUAUUGCUCGAGUUGGCUCAGCGACAGUGAUCAGCCCAUUGGAGCUUAUUCGUACCAAGAUGCAGUCUCAGAAGCUGUCCUACAGGGAGCUGACCGACUGUAUCCGGUCAGCGGUGGAGGCAGAGGGCUGGCUGUCACUGUGGCGUGGUCUGGGUCCCACUCUCCUCAGAGAUGUUCCCUUCUCCGCCAUGUACUGGUACAACUAUGAAAGAGCCAAAGCUUUCUUAUGCCAGCGCUACAACACUACAGAGCCAACGUUAAGCAUCAGCUUCAUAUCUGGAGCUUUGUCUGGAUCGUUUGCGUCCAUUGUUACUUUACCUUUUGAUGUGGUCAAAACAAGAAGACAGGUGGAGCUGGGGGAGCUGCAAGCCAAGAACUUGUCUUGUCGCGGAUCGUCGACUUUCACCUGUAUGAGAAGGAUAGUGGCAGAGCAAGGCUUUUCUGGGCUGUUUGCCGGUUUCUUGCCAAGAUUAAUCAAAGUGGCCCCCGCCUGCGCCAUCAUGAUCAGCACUUACGAGUUUGGGAAGGCUUUUUUCCGCAAACAGAACUUCGAAAGGUCGUUACAAUCCAGCAAUGCCAAAUAG